This is a messenger RNA of Closterium sp. NIES-65, 372 nucleotides long. The record is from the annotation of a GenBank genome assembly. Lineage: Eukaryota; Viridiplantae; Streptophyta; Zygnematophyceae; Desmidiales; Closteriaceae.
AUGGCCAGGACUGGAUUUGUAGCCAUCGGCAUUCGCUUUGAAAACACGACAGGGAGGGCUGGGAACCAAGCGGUUGCGUUUAGGCAGUCGGCCGACAACGCGGCCUUCUACGAGUGCGAGUUCUUCGGGUCGCAGGACACCCUGUAUGCGCACGUGAAUACAACUGGCUGGAUGGACUGGGUGGGUACAGUGUACAACACUUCCAUGUUCAUCGAGCGAGGCAACAGUGGGCCGGGGUCUGUGGGGCCGCGCAUAGCGUGGGCACUGCCGGGCAUCGUGACUGACCCUGCGCAGGUCGCCAUGUACUACCCCAACAGCUUCCUCGCCCCCUUGUCCACCAUCGCCAAACUCAUUCCCUUCCCCUGGCUCUGA